Pneumocystis murina B123 is the source of this 3267-nucleotide messenger RNA. RefSeq lists its product as hypothetical. Gene Ontology annotation, molecular function: ATP-dependent chromatin remodeler activity; ATP binding. The coding region runs from base 1 to 3267 and encodes 1088 amino acids. The transcript has 20 exons. The record is from RefSeq and is a predicted model, not a curated record. Gene Ontology annotation, cellular component: nucleus. Lineage: Eukaryota; Fungi; Ascomycota; Pneumocystomycetes; Pneumocystales; Pneumocystaceae. Gene Ontology annotation, biological process: transcription-coupled nucleotide-excision repair.
AUGAAAGAAAAGAACCCAUCAAAUGAGUUAGAAAAUGAUAUAAAUAUUAAUAAUGAGGCACAAAUUGAGAGAUUUUCUGAAGAAAAGGACAAUAAAUUUAGAAGAAAUCAAGAAAAAGUUAUAUUUAAUGAGAAUAAUGAGUCAUUAAAAUCUAAAAAAGAUGAAGAAAAUCGUAUUGAAGGAUUUUUUGGUGUUUUGGGUGUUAUGGAUCAAGAUGUUCUUGAAAGAGGUGUUUCUUUAAAGGUUAAUCAUGAAUUUAUUGAGAAUGAUCUUAAGAAUGAGUAUCAACGAUUAGAGCGUUGUACUAAAGAAAAGGAAAAAUUGUUGAAAAAAAUACAGAAAAUAGAGGAAAAAAUGGCUAAAAAUGGAUUGUUUGUAUCGUCUAUUUUAGAAAAAGAAAAAAUUUGCCAAUUUAAUAAUCAAUUGUUUCAUGUUGAGAAAAAUAUUAGGGAAAUAUCCAAGAGAAUAGAAAAUCUUAUUUCUGAAAAGAGAAAAUAUGAUCAAGGUUUAACAGAUGAAAAAUCUUUUAAAGAAACAGAUAGAGAAUAUUUAAUUCGAACUGGAAAAAUUACACCAUUUUCUAAUAUAUCUGGUUUGGAACGUCAAAUUGACGAAGAUUUAGAUGAUUCAAAUGAUAUUUUGAAACCAAUACCUCUUAGAAGAGCCUUAUCUGAAUCUGAGAUUUUAGAUAAUGAUAAUAUUAAUAUUCCUCUUGAGAUACAACAAAAGAAACCUCGUUUAGAAAAUAGCAAUAAUCAAAUAGAAAACUUUCAAAAUUUUUCUGAAACAUUUGAUACUUUAGUAGUCGAUGAGAAUUCAUUUAUUGAAAAUGUUCAAGAUAAGCGCCUUAAUGAAUGGGUUACUCGUAGAAAGAAUGAUAGAAUAAAGUAUAAUAUAGUAAAGCAAGAACCUGAAAUAUAUGAUGAAUUAGAAGAAUGGUUUCAGCCACAUCCAACUAUUAAAGAUUAUAAGUUUGAAGGUUAUUAUUCUUUACCUGGGGAUAUUCAUCCAAGUUUGUUUAAUUAUCAAAAAACAUGUAUACAAUGGUUAUGGGAGCUACAUUGUCAAGAAGCUGGGGGAAUUAUUGCUGAUGAAAUGGGUCUUGGAAAAACCAUUCAAAUAGCUGGGUUUCUUGCAGGAUUACAUUAUUCUCAAAAACUUUCAGGUCCUAUUUUAAUUGUCUGUCCUGCAACAAUAAUGAGACAAUGGGUUAAUGAAUUUCAUCAGUGGUGGCCUCCUUUUAGGGUGAUUAUUCUACAUACAUCAGGGAGUGGUUUGGUAAAUAUAAAACAUGAAUUAAAUAAAAAUUAUAAAUCUUCAGAAACUAUGAAUUCAAAUUUUCUUAAAAAAAAUGUAGAAAAAAUUAUAAAAAAAAUUAUUACUUUAGGUCAUGUCCUUAUUAUAACAUAUUCUGGAUUACGUAUAUAUAAAGAAUAUCUUUUACCUAAUAAAUGGGCAUAUUGUAUUCUUGAUGAAGGACAUAAAAUUAGAAACCCUGAUUCCACUAUAUCGCUUAUUUGUAAACAAAUUAAAACUCCUCAUAGAAUAAUUUUAUCAGGCACUCCUAUACAAAACAAUCUGGAUGAAUUAUGGAGUUUAUUUGAUUUUAUAUUUCCUGGUCGUUUAGGAACAUUACCUAUAUUUCAAAAUCAAUUUGCAAUACCCAUAAAUAUUGGUGGAUAUGCAAAUGCUAGUAAUAUUCAAGUUCAAACAGCCUAUAAAUGUGCAUGUGUACUCCGCGAUCUUAUAAGUCCAUACUUAUUAAGAAGGAUGAAGGCCGAUGUAGCUUCUGAUCUACCUAAUAAGACUGAACAGGUCUUAUUCUGCAAAUUAACAAAAUUUCAAAAAGAAGCGUAUCAAUCUUUUCUAAAUUCUAAAGAUAUGGAUUUGAUUUUAAAUGGUGAAAGAAACGUAUUAUAUGGAAUAGAUAUUCUUCGAAAAAUUUGUAAUCAUCCGGAUUUAGUUGAUAAAAUUUCUCUUUUAAAGAUUAAUAAUAUAGAAUAUGGGGAUCCUAGAAAAUCUGGAAAAAUGCAAGUUAUUGAAGAUAUUCUUAAACUUUGGAAAAGUCAAGGUCAUAGAACCUUACUUUUUACACAAACUAGACAAAUGCUUGAUAUUUUAGAAAAGUUUAUUAAGAAAAUGGAUCAAUUCAAUUAUUAUAGAAUGGACGGUGGAACAUCAAUAAGUUCUAGACAAUAUCUUGUUGAUAAAUUUAAUAAUUCAGAUGAUAUUCAUAUUUUUCUUCUUACUACUAGAGUUGGAGGACUGGGUGUUAAUUUAAUUGGAGCUAAUAGGGUUAUAAUAUUUGAUCCUGAUUGGAAUCCUUCAACUGAUGUACAAGCACGAGAAAGAGUAUGGCGUGUUGGUCAGAAAAAAGAGGUGAUAAUAUAUCGUUUAAUGACAUCUGGUACAAUAGAAGAAAAAAUAUAUCAUCGUCAAAUAUUUAAGCAGUUUCUUACAAAUAAAAUUCUUAAAGAUCCCAAACAAAAGAGGUUUUUUAAAAUAAGUGAUUUAUAUGAUUUGUUUUCUUUAAAAUCAGAUGAUAUUGGUGGUAGUGAGACAGGCGAAAUGUUUAUUGGUACCGAAAAAAUAUAUUGUCAAUCUAAAUCAUCUUUAACUAAUACCAUGCAUAAGAGUGAAGAGGAUAAAGAGAAAUUAAAAUCUAUCCCUGGUGUUGCUGGAUUAGAAAAUUUUACAACUGGAGAUACUAAAUCUAAAAAGAAAGAUCAUGAGUUUGAAAUUUUGGAGGAUAUAUUUUCAAAAUCGGGAGUUUGUAGUACACUGCAGCAUGAUGUAAUUAUGAAUUCAGUUCAACAAGAAGCUUUAUUGGUUGAAAAAGAAGCAACUAGAAUAUCGGAAGAAGCUAUAAGAAUUUUGAAAGCAUCCAGAAAAAAUAUUCAGAAAUCUGAAAUUGGAACAUUAACAUGGACUGGAAGGUUUAAAGAAUCUUCUCAAGUUAAUUUUAGAAGAAACUCAAAUGCUCCUAUAUCUUCUUCUUUAUUAUUAAAUUUGAAAAAUAGAAAUUGUCUUGAAAAUAAUAAUAUACAAAACUUAUUUGGAAUUUUGAAUGAUAAAUCAGUAAAAUUGAUAAAAAGCAUUUAUGAUUUUAUUAAUGUAAAAGGCGGGAAAGUGUCAUCUACGGAUAUUAUUGAAAGGUUUGGUACAUCUGUUAAUGGAACUCAACAAGUUGUAGAGUUUAGAAAAUUAUUGAAGAAAAUAGCUAAAUUGGAAAAUAAAUUUUGGGUUUUAAAGGAAAAAUUUGCAUAA